Messenger RNA from Physeter macrocephalus (sperm whale), 874 nucleotides. RefSeq names its product centrosomal protein of 78 kDa-like. Lineage: Eukaryota; Metazoa; Chordata; Mammalia; Artiodactyla; Physeteridae. Gene Ontology annotation, cellular component: centrosome. The coding region runs from base 464 to 787 and encodes 107 amino acids. Gene Ontology annotation, molecular function: protein binding. The transcript is spliced from 3 exons. The record is from RefSeq and is a predicted model, not a curated record.
GUUUUCUUAUGGUUUGCCCAGUCAAGUGUUUGGAGGAUAUUGGAGGACAGAAUGAUGAAAUAUAGAGCCUCAGCAAAGAUAGAAUUUAGAACCAAUUCCCUGACUUAGAAGAUAAGGAAAAUAAUUCAUAGACUGUAAUUGAGUUGUCCAACUUUACAUAACUGUUCAAAAACAGGUCAUCCAGUGGCUAGAAUCUAAUCACUGACCGACUAGAAUCUGGGUCACUGGACUCGUAAACCAGAACUGACUGUUUAAUUUCUCAGGUUGAUGAUCCUGGCGUAUAUGCUUUAUAUGUGUGUGUGUAAAUCUCUGACAUAAUAAGCCAUACUCAGUAGGCACACCCUGCUUCCUUAUUCAAGCAUCUUAAUUUCAUCCCAUUAAAUCUUUGAAGUAUCAGACUACCAGAAGGCAUGAAGAAACCUGGGCUGAGAGUCUUCGUUCCAGGAGACCUGAUCUUGACUGUAUGGCUGGUUUGAGGUGCAUCACUCUGAACUGCAACACGCUCAUUGGUGACCUGGGUGCAUGUGCUUUUGGAGAAUCUCUUAGUGAGGAAUUAUGGCUUAGAGCACUUGAUCUGCAGCAGUGUGGCCUCACCAAUGAAGGAGCAAAGGCUUUACUAAAGACCCUUGAAACCAAUAGAACUCUGCUCAUUCUGGAUAUAAGAAAAAAUCCACUUGUUGAUCAUUCUGUGAUUAAAGCCGUUAUCAAAAAAGUCCUCCAGAUGGAAGGAGUGCCAAGUCAGAGGUAUAUAACAUGUUUUAGUUCUCUUGGAAGAAUUUCUCUUUAAUGGCUUGUUUUUCUUGCUUUUUAAAAGAAUAUUAUCAAGGUACUUGCUGCCAUCUUAAAACUAAGUUUUUAGUCAAAUGAAAUGGUU